AUGUCUCAGAGUCUGCCAGCUCAUUUCAUCACGUCACCCUACGCAGACACCUUUGUCAAGGUCCUGUUAAAGGGAAAUACGAUCACGUGGGUCCACAGAGGAGUCAUCCCAGGCCAUGCUCUAUCGAGCGAGAUUACAGAAGAACUUGGAUCCAAGUCACCUUCGCCGAUCUUGGAUAUGCAGAACAUUGGAAAUGACACAGCCCACGUAAUCAUCCAUUUCUUCUACACGAAGCAGUAUAACUGUAUCAAACCCUGGGGUAUCUGUGGCGAUACAGCGAAGGGCUAUGAGCUCAAGGUAUCGAAUUCAGUCAUUGAAGCCGCUAGAAAGAUGAGACUGCCUGCUUUGGCAGACCUGGCAAAGAGGCAUUACAUGCGUGUCUGCCGUGAAAUGGAUUUCUUGGAUCUCGUCGCCACCUUGGGAAAGAUGAACAUUGAUACCAAAAAAUUCCCCGAACUUGCGCAGCAUGUCUCACUUCACCUCGAAAAGGUGCUUUCGGACCCCUACAGUGAAGGUGCAUCUGACUUCCUGAGCCAGACUACUUCAAACAGUAUUACGGAUAUACUUGUUCGAAAGUUGCUCAUAAAUGCCCGGGAUAAGCUAGCUAGUGAACCCAAAGCAAAGGCCGAGCCCGGAAAUGAAACACAAGACAUUCCUACGAGAACAAAACCUCCUUCGCAGGAUGCUGUCACUGCGGAGCCCGAACCGGCACCAUUCCCAUGGCAGCGUCGGACUCAGCAACCUCAGGAGGCCCCGAAGAACCCGCAGCCAGAUGACAAAGGCAAAGGACCAGCCGUUUCUAAACCGGAAACAUAUGUUUGGAAGCUCCGCGAAAAGACAAUUCCUCACCACGAGUCUCGUGCUGCAAACGGGCAAGAGGGAGCUCAAUCUGGGCCUUCAAGGGUGAGAGCUCACUGCGGCCCUAGCCCUGAACUUGCGAGUCGCAUCGCAAGCAUGAAGAACUUUGUCGCGGUUGAGAGAUCGUCGGCUGUUGACUGGGAGGUACCCAAGUCCGAGACCGAGAAAUCUGAAAGGUCAGAGAGUGAACAGGCAGAGUCUACCGUCGUUGAUUCUGACGAUGAGGGAGUCCUUGUUGAGUCGGAGACUCUACCUACUACGAAACCAAACAUGGAGCAUUCGCUUAACUUUAAGGUCAUGGAUCGAGGCGAUAUGAAGUUCCCAGAAAAGUCGCAGUACACCGGGGACGUUUGUCACAUCCUCUUUCGGUCCCAAGGGCCCCUUAUGAUCCCUAGAACGAUCCUCAAAAAAUGCCCAAAACUUGCUGCACGACUGGACAAGAAACACAUCUUCUCUAAACCACUCGAGACUGUCGAUAUUGAAGAGUACCCAUUCUCAGUUGGGCACAUAAUCAUUCACUAUCUGAUAACCGAUAAAUAUCAGUGCCUCAAGCCCGAAGGGGAAACGGAAGAUGAAAGAAACUGCUCAGAGCUUGCGAUUGCGUUUGAGGCUCAUGCUGCCGCUAUUGAUCUGGAUCUCUCUUGUCUACAGCUCUUGGCAUCUUCUGAGAUGAGAAGACUGGAAGGGAAACUGAAUCUAGUAUUGAUCACUCGGACACUGAACGACACAGAACUACCACUCAAUUUGUAUCCGACUAUCGCGGCAAACUUCGUAUCAUGCGUCCUUGGCGUUCCAGAGAAUGUUGCUAUGGUGCUAGUUCAAUGCUUUCUUCGGUUUAAAGGCAUUAGAUUUACUCAAGACAAUGCCAAAGAGACUGACCUGGGUGAUGAGAAGGACUUGGAUACAAGUCAGCUCGCGGAGGAAGAGCAUGAACUUUUGACAAUACUACAGACUUUCGACAAGGAAAACUCUCCAAUAUAUCAAUCGACUAUUGAGAGGGAUGUUAAUGAGAAGAUGGCUAAGGAAAGCUUCGCCAAGACCACUCAUGAGUCCUGGGAGGCUGGUGGUGGAAGCCCAUCGUCUCUACAAGACGCUCGUCUUCAAGACCCCCAAAAUGUCUCUGCCAAGCUUGGCCAAGACCUGGAAACCUGCAGAAAAGAUCUGGCGGCCUCAAAGAAGCUCUCGCAACAGUUGGCGGUAGAAGGAAAGGCCAUUCUGGAGAGACUGGCUUUGGAGCUCGAGAUGCAAAGCAUACUUGAACGCCAAACACAACAAAACGGACUUUUAUCUCUAAUCGACCGAGUUCGACUGAGGUCUGCGCGAUCUCGCAGCCGCGAUCUCAGUGCAGCAGCUUCUUUCCAUACUCUGGAUGCCAAAGGCCCCGGGCCCAUUAGUCCAAACCAGGAAGAAGAGAGCCGGCCUUAUUAUGAUGGCACUCAAACACCGACCUGCAACGGAAGAGACCGUCAAUCAUCCAAUGUGAAGGGAGCCAAAGACGGACUAGAGGAAGUUGGUGCACGUCAGCAAAAUUUCGCGUCUGAGACUACAAGCACGUCCGGGCAGGCUACGCCCCCUCCAGCUUCAAGCCCUGAAUCAGAGGUUGAUGAGGGUUAUGAUAAGUAUUUUGAGAAGGCUGAAGAUCUGGAGUCGGGAAAGUUCAACAAUUGA
Messenger RNA from Fusarium tjaetaba, 2526 nucleotides. RefSeq lists its product as uncharacterized. The record is from RefSeq and is a predicted model, not a curated record. The transcript has 8 exons. Lineage: Eukaryota; Fungi; Ascomycota; Sordariomycetes; Hypocreales; Nectriaceae. The coding region runs from base 1 to 2526 and encodes 841 amino acids.